This is a messenger RNA of Lathyrus oleraceus (garden pea), 1884 nucleotides long. RefSeq lists its product as uncharacterized. Gene Ontology annotation, molecular function: 3'-5'-RNA exonuclease activity; calcium ion binding. The transcript has 10 exons. Bases 213 to 1571 code for a protein of 452 amino acids. The record is from RefSeq and is a predicted model, not a curated record. NCBI's taxonomy places the organism in Eukaryota, Viridiplantae, Streptophyta, Magnoliopsida, Fabales, Fabaceae.
AAAAGAGUAAUGACGUGUUUGAAAUCUCAAAGGAGACAACGUUUUCUAUUAUCGGCGUUGUAUCACCGAGGGAGGCAAUCUUCAUCUCUUCCCUCCCUCUUUCCAGAAAACCAUAUUUCAUUUUCAAGUUAGUGUAAAAAUUACGUUACGCAAAUUGUAAAUAUCAUUGUUAUAUAUAGAGGGAGAUUUUUCUGGCGGGGUUUAAACGUAGAAUGAGAACGGGUAAAUGGGCAAAGAGUAUGGGAAGAAUAUCAAGGAUUGGAAGUUUUGCCAUUGCUUCUUCCUUAAAUGAUAAUAAUCUACCACAACCUUGCAUUACUUGCACCACUUUUAAUAUUCUUGCUCCCAUUUACAAACGUCUCAAAGAUGAGGACCCGACUUGUCGAGAGAGUGAUUAUAGAGCAUAUUGGUUGGCGAGGAAUCAUAGAAUUUUGGAUUGGCUCUUAAAUGAAAAGUCUUCUAUUAUUUGUCUUCAGGAGUUUUGGGUUGGAAAUGAAGAGCUUGUUAAUUUGUAUGAGAAAAGACUUAAAGAUGCUGGUUAUGUUAGUUUCAAACUCGGAAGGACUAAUAACCGAGGAGAUGGUCUUCUAAUAGCAGUGCAAACGGAAUACUUUAAUAUUCUUAAUUAUAAAGAGUUGCACUUCAACGACUGUGGCGAUCGCGUAGCUCAGUUGUUACAUGUUGAGUUAGUCUUUCCGUUUUCAAAAUGGCAAAAUAGUGAAAUUAGGCAGGAAAUUCUUAUCGUUAACACUCACCUUCUGUUUCCUCAUGAUGCAACACUGUCGCUUGUACGGCUGAAACAGGUUUAUAAGAUACUUCAAUAUGUAGAAUCUUAUCAGAAUGAUUUUCAACUCAAGCCAAUGCCAAUCAUGUUAUGCGGCGAUUGGAAUGGAAGCAAACGUGGACAUGUUUACAAGUUCUUGAGGUCUCAAGGUUUUGUAUCAUCUUAUGAUACUGCACAUCAGUACACUGAUGCAGAGGCGGAUAAGUGGGUUAGUCACCGAAAUCAUCGAGGAAAUAUAUGUGCUGUUGAUUUUAUCUGGCUUCUAAAUCCUGACAAAUAUCGAAAAUUGCUAAAUGCAAGUUGGACUGAAGCAGUGUUUGCCAUGUUCAAGUAUCUAUUGCGGAGAGCUUCACUGACAGAGAGUGAUGGAUUCGCAUUUCUAAGGGCCGAUAAGGAAGAUUGUAUUACCUAUUCUGGUUUCUGUGAAGCACUUCGUCAGCUCAAUUUAAUUGGCCAUUGUCAUGGGUUGAGUGAGGAAGAGAUAAAGGAGUUGUGGGUCCAAGCUGACAUAGACGGAAACGGUGUUCUUGACUAUAAAGAAUUUCUGCAGCAAAUAUGGAUUUCGUCGGUUUUAGAUCAGAUAGACGACAACAAGAAUAGGGAGCAAGAGGACAGUUCAAAUGAUGUUCAAGAACAAACAAUUGGUUUUAGUGUAAAAAAUGCGGUUUUAUUCCCUCCUGAGGUGGAGAAAGGGAGAUGGCCUGAAGACUACUCCCUUUCUGAUCAUGCUCGACUUACCGUUGUGUUUUCGCCGAUAACAAUGCCAUGCUCUCAGAUGAUUUGCUGACACAAUACUUUUUUGGUGCUCUAGCUUAGGAGUUAUUAAUUAGAAUUAAAACUUGUGUACAUAGAUAUCACAACACACGAAGGAUGAAACAGUGGAAUGAGUUUUCUUGUCUCGUGUAAAGAUUUGACAAAAGAAAACACAAAAAAAUUGAUAUGUAUAUAUAGUUGUUUUGUUUGUAUAGGUUUUCUUAGGCAUCAAUCCUUUUUGUAGCAUGGUAAGAUGCAUUGUAUAGAUGAGUGUUCAGACACAUUGUAUCCUGUAACAUAUUUUGCUCUUGAUAGAGUAUUCAAAUUGUAUAAAGAUGAAUUAAAUA